Messenger RNA from Solanum tuberosum (potato), 1128 nucleotides. Its product is annotated as pre-mRNA-splicing factor CEF1-like. The coding region runs from base 1 to 1062 and encodes 353 amino acids. Gene Ontology annotation, molecular function: metal ion binding. The record is from RefSeq and is a predicted model, not a curated record. The transcript has 6 exons. NCBI's taxonomy places the organism in Eukaryota, Viridiplantae, Streptophyta, Magnoliopsida, Solanales, Solanaceae.
AUGGGAAGAUCUCCUUGUUGUGAUAAGAUUAAUGUGAAAAAAGGGCCAUGGUCACCUGAAGAAGAUGCUAAGCUUAAAGAAUUCAUUGAAAAAUAUGGUACAGGUGGAAAUUGGAUUGCUCUUCCUCAAAAAGUUGGACUAAAGAGAUGUGGAAAGAGCUGUAGAUUGAGAUGGCUAAACUAUCUAAAGCCAAAUAUAAGAUAUGGUAAUUUUUCUGAAGAGGAAGAUAGGGUUAUAUGCAGUUUAUAUGCCAGAAUUGGAAGCACGUUACAAAAUAAGAGCAGCAGCAAGAAUAUUGAAGGCGAGAUGAAGAGCGAAGAACAGCACAAGGAGAAGAGGGAAGGAGGAAAGAAUGAACAGAACAACCGAAAUGUGGUUUUGAAAGUGGAGUUCCAUUGCGAAGGUUGCGUCCGUAAGAUUCUCAAAGUCGUUCGAAGCUUCGAAGGCGUGGAGAAGGUGAUCUCUGAUAGCGAAACCAAUAAGGUGACGGCAAUCGGAGAAGUGGAUGCGUUGAAGCUAAAGGAGAAGGUGGAGCGAAAGAUGAACAGGGCUGUACAACUUAUCUCUCCUUUACCAAAGGAUUGUAAGAAAGAGAAGAAGCAGAAUGAAAAUGAACCAAAGAGUACCAAAGGAGACGACAAGAAAACCAAAGAGAAAGAGCCUCCGGUAACCACUGUGAUACUGAAAUUGCAUCUACAUUGCGAAGGAUGCAUCCAGAAGAUUCAAAAAACUAUCACUAAGAACAAAGGUUACAAGGAGAUGAAAAUUGAUCAGGAAAAGGAAUUGGUGACAGUGACUGGUUCAAUGGACAUGAAGGAACUGGUGGAGGUACUGAAGAAGCAGCUGAAGAAAGAUGUCCAAAUUGUCCCGCCAAAGAAGGAAGGGGGAGAGAAGAAAGAAGGCGGGGGCGGAGGUGGAGGGAAGGGCAACGAAAAAGGGAAGGAUGGGCAAGGCGGCGGCGAGAAGAAGGAACAAUAUGAGUAUCCGGAGCUGGAUGCAACUGCAUUUCAUGCUACUCAGCUUUUCAGUGAUGAAAAUGCCAAUGCUUGCAGUAUUAUGUGAUGUUUAGAAAAAUGUAGAUGAAAAUUUGUAAAUAAAAAAUAGGAAGAUUGGAUAUCAUUAUUGUUG